Molecule: messenger RNA, 8175 nt
Organism: Centropristis striata (black sea bass)
Lineage: Eukaryota; Metazoa; Chordata; Actinopteri; Perciformes; Serranidae
Gene: abca4a
Product: ATP-binding cassette, sub-family A (ABC1), member 4a
Exons: 49
Coding region: 1-6912 (2303 amino acids)
Biological process (GO): transmembrane transport; lipid transport
Cellular component (GO): membrane; intracellular membrane-bounded organelle
Molecular function (GO): lipid carrier activity; ATP hydrolysis activity; ATP binding
Source: RefSeq, a predicted model, not a curated record
AUGGGGGCUGGGACUCAGGUCAGACUCCUGCUGUGGAAGAACUGGACCAUCCGCAGGAGGCAGAGGAUCCGGUUCUUCAUGGAGAUCAUGUGGCCUGUCAUGGUGUUCAUGGCUCUAGUGUGGCUCAGACGGAUAAAUCCACUGUACCGGCAACAUGAAUGCCAUUUCCCCAACAAGGCCAUGCCCUCCUCAGGGGUCCUCCCAUGGAUCCAGGGGAUCUUCUGUAAUGCCAACAACCCUUGUUUCCAGCAGCCCACCCCUGGUGAAGCUCCUGGUCUGGUGUCCAACUACAACAGCUCCAUACUGGCUCGGUUCUACUCAGACGCCCAGGAGAUUCUUUUUAGUGACCCAGAGUUUCAGCAGCUGGAUCGCCUCUGGAGGGAACUGAACGCUAUGAGUAACUUCAUGGACACGCUGCGGACGCACCCUGAACGCCUCUCAGGCCGAGGAGUAAAGGUGGAGACGAUCCUGAAGGACGAUGAGGUGGUGACAUCAUACCUGCUGAGAGACGUUCCCCUGUCCCAGUCUGUGGUUCAUCAGCUAGUCAGUGCCCAGAUCAGGCCUGAACAGUUUGCUCUUGGGGUUCCAGCGUUGCAUUUAAAGGACAUAGCGUGCAGCCUGACCCUGCUGGAUCGGUUCCUGGUCUUCCCGAGCCGUAGAGGACUCUACGCCGUCCGCAGCGCCUUGUGCAUCCUCACGCCACAGCGGCUGCAGAUCAUUGAGGACAAAUUCUACGCCAACGUCGACUUCUUCAAGCUCUUCAGGCUGCUUCCUCUUCUGCUGGACAAUCACUCUGGAGGAAUAGAGAUCCAGCUCUGGGUCCGGGUGGUCUCUGCUGUCUCAGACAGACUCCGAGAGUUGUCCCAGAGGAGCAGCUCCAGGGAGCUCCUCCAGGUCAUCACUCCUCUCUUCCAGGACCAGCUGUCCUUCAGGCAGCUGCUGGCUGCUGCCUCCAGCCUCAUGUGUGGCUACGCUGAAGGAGCUUUCUCCAGAGUCGCCUCCUUUAACUGGUACGAGGACAAUAACUACAAAGCCUUCCUGGGAAUCAGCAGCGGCGGAGCACGGCGCCCCUACACCUACGACAACAGCACCACUCCUCACUGCAACGAUCUGAUGAAGGAGCUGGAGUCUAACCCGGUCACCAGGAUGGUGUGGAGCUCCAUCAAGCCCAUGCUGAUGGGACAGAUCCUCUACGCCCCCGACUCACCAGCUGUCAGAAAGAUCAUACGAAACGCAAACACUACAUUUGAGGAGCUGGAGAGGCUGAGGGUGAUGGGGAAGGCCUGGGAGGAAGUGGCUCCUCAGAUCUGGGCUUUUUUCCAAGAUGGAGUCCAAGUCAAGAUGAUCCGGGACACAAUCUGUAAUCCAUCAGUGAUGGAUUUCAUCGACAGGAAUCUGGAGGAGGCGCCGUUCUCCUCCAAACACAUCCUCAACUUCCUGUCCAACGGCCCACCGGAGGACCGGCCAGACGACGUUCCUCAAUUUGACUGGCGAGACAUCUUCAACCUCACUGACCGGGUGAUUCGGAUGCUCAACCAGUAUGGGGAUUGUUUACUGCUUGAUAAGUUUGUGGCUGUGGCUGACGAAGACACUGUCACUUAUCGAGCCUUGGAUCUGUUGGAGGACAGCAAGUUCUGGGCGGGCCUUGUCUUUGUGAAUAUGCACCAUUGGACCACGGAGGUCCCGCAUCAUGUUAAGUUCAAGAUCCGGAUGGAUAUUGAUGCAGUGGAGCGCACCAACAAGGUCAAAGACAGGUAUUGGGAUCCCGGCCCCAGAGCUGAUCCGAUGGAUGACUUCCGGUAUGUUUGGGGCGGCUUCGCUUACCUCCAGGACAUCGUGGAGCACGGCAUCAUCAAGACCCAGACGGGGAAGGAGUGGCCCCUGGGGGUCUACCUCCAGCAGAUGCCCUACCCCUGUUAUGUGGAUGAUCUCUUCAUGCUGACGUUGAAUCGCUGUUUCCCCGUCUUCAUGGUCCUGGCCUGGGUCUACUCUGUGUCCAUGAUAGUGAAGAGUAUAGUCCUGGAGAAGGAGCUCCGGCUGAAGGAGACCCUGAAGGGAAUGGGGGUCACCAAUGGUGUCAUCUGGUCCACCUGGUUCAUCGACAGCUUCCUCAUGAUGGGCACCAGCACCGCUCUGCUCACCGCCAUCACCAUGGGAGGAAGGGUGCUGAACUACAGCAACGGCUUCAUCCUCUUCCUCUUUCUGCUGACCUUCACUACAGCGACCAUCAUGCAGUGCUUCCUCCUCAGCGUGUUCUUCAACCACGCCAACCUGGCAGCAGCGUGCUGCGGCAUCGUUUACUUCGCUCUUUACCUGCCGCACAUCUUCUGCUUCGCCUGGCAGGACCACAUCACCAAGGACAUGAAGAUCCUGGUGAGUCUGCUGUCCCAGGUGGCGUUCGGCUUUGGGACGGAGUACCUGUCCCGGUACGAGGAGCAGGGUCUGGGUCUGCAGUGGGACAACAUCAGGACCAGUCCUCUGGAGGGGGACGAGUUCUCCUUCCUCACCUCCAUCUGCAUGAUGGGCCUGGACACCGUGCUGUACGCCCUGCUGGCCUGGUACCUGGACAACGUCUUCCCUGGCCAGUAUGGAAUUGGUCGACCAUUUUACUUCCCCUUCCUGCCCUGUUAUUGGCUCAACAGUGUUGCUCCAGCUUCAGGCAACAACAAUCUGGAGUUGGAUAAAAAAGGCUUUGAUAACCUGGCAAACAAAACGCAAGGAGAGCAGCAGAAAAGGCAGAAGGAGGAGAACCAAGAGAAGGAGAAGACUCCGGAGGAGGAGGAGGAGGAGGAGGCCUCCUGUGAACACCAGCGGGAGAGACUGGAGAAGGAGAACCAGGCUGAGGAGAACCAGGACAGAGACGGUACUAGACUUCUAUUUUGGUUCUGUCAGACGUUCUUCGAAGCCGAGCCGGAGGACCUGGUGAAAGGUGUUUGCAUCCAGAACCUGGUGAAGAAGUUCAGCGGCAGCCUGACUCCAGCUGUGGACGGCCUCAGCCUCAACUUCUAUGAGAGCCAGAUUACUGCCUUCCUGGGCCAGAAUGGAGCCGGGAAGACCACCACCAUGUCCAUCCUGACUGGGAUGUUCCCUCCCACCUCCGGGACCGCCUCCAUCUACGGGAAGGACAUCUGCUCAGACAUGGACGCCAUCCGGACCUCUCUGGGGAUGUGUCCUCAACACAACAUCCUCUUCCAGCAUAUGACUGUAGCAGAACAUAUCCUGUUCUACUCGAUGCUGAAAGGUCGUCCAGUAGCGGAGGCGGAGGAGGAGCUGGAGAACAUGCUGCAGGAUCUGGGUCUUCCUCACAAGAGGGACGAGCUGACCCAGAACCUCUCAGGCGGCAUGCAGAGGAAGUUAUCCGUUGCCCUGGCGUUUGUGGGCGGGGCUAAGGUGGUGUUCCUGGAUGAGCCCACUUCAGGAGUGGACCCCUACUCCAGACGCUCCAUCUGGGACCUGCUGCUGAAAUACCGAGCAGGACGCACCGUGAUCAUGUCGACCCACCACAUGGACGAGGCCGACCUGCUGAGCGACCGAGUGGCCAUCAUCUCUCAGGGUCGCCUCCACUGCUGCGGCUCGCCCAUCUUCCUCAAGAACUGCUUCGGCGCCGGCUUCUACCUCACUGUUGUACGACGGAUGAAACAUGACGCUCCAAAGGCCAGCUGUGAUUGUACCAACGAUUGCUCCUGUAAAUGUUCAAAGUGUUCAAAGUUUAAAGUGGAGCAGGAGGAGAGCCAGCCGCCAGAGAGACAGAUGGAUGGUAACAUGGAGAGCAUCUCAGCUCUGGUCCACCACCACGUCCCUCAGGCUCGUCUGAUCGAGGCCAUCGGCCAGGAGCUCACCUACCUGCUGCCCAACAGGAACUUCCAGCCCCGAGCCUACGCCAGCCUGUUCAGGGAGCUGGAGGAGACGCUGGGGGACAUCGGCCUCAGCAGCUUCGGGGUCUCCGACACCUCGCUGGAGGAGAUCUUUCUAAAGGUCACUGCUAAUGGGAAUGCAACCAACAGGAAAAGUUUACCAGAUGGGGUUUUGCACAACAACGGCCAGGGUCCGUCUGAUGUCCCAGAAGGCAACGCAGGCCGGGGGUCCUACCAGGUCAGAGGGCUGAGUCUGACCAUCAAACAGUUCUUCGCUCUGCUCAUCAAGAGGUUGCAUCAUGCAACACGUUCCUGCAAAGACUUCUUCGCCCAGAUUGUGCUGCCAGCCAGUUUUAUUUUCCUGGCGCUGACAUUCACUCUGAUCGUUCCACCUUUUGGAGAGUAUCCCAGCCUGACUCUGAGCCCCUGGAUGUACGGGAGACAGUACACCUUCUUCAGUAAUGAGCGACCAAUGGAUGCUCAGAUGAGAUACCUUGGUGAGGUUCUGCUGGACAAACCGGGCUUUGGGACUCGCUGCAUGGCAGAAGAACCUCUGGAAGACUUCCCCUGUAACAACAUCACCACCGAGUGGGAGAUGCCCCUGGUGAACCCUGACCUCAUAGACCUGUUGGCGGGUCCAGAGUGGAGCUCCUCCAGACCGUCUCCAGACUGCCAGUGCAGCACAGCCAGGAAACUCACCAUGCUCCCUGUGUGUCCUGCUGGAGCUGGAGGCCUGCCGCCUCCACAGAGGAUCCAGUCAACAGGAGACGUUCUCAUGGAUCUAACAGGCCGGAACAUCUCUGACUACCUGGUGAAGACCUACCCCAGCCUCAUCAGAACCAGCUUGAAGAGCAAAUACUGGGUCAAUGAACAAAGGUAUGGAGGUAUAUCUGUUGGAGGACAACUUCCUGUUUUACAGCUGCAGCCAAAGAGCGUCCAGGACCUAGCAGCACAGCUGGGACGCCUGCUCAAUGUGACUGGGGGAAAAUACUCCAAACAAACGCUGAGAGACAUAGGAACGUUCCUCAGAUUCAUGGAGACUCCAAACAAUGUCAAGGUGUGGUACAACAAUAAGGGCUGGCACGCCAUGGUUUCCUUCAUGAACGUGGCCAACAACGGCAUCCUCCGUGUGAACCUGCCCAAAGGAGCCGACCUGGACGAAUACGGCAUCACCGCCAUCAACCAUCCACUGAACCUGACCAAGGAGCAGCUCUCUGAGAUCACUGUUCUGACCACUGCAGUGGACGCACUGGUGGCCAUCUGUGUCAUCUUUGCCAUGUCCUUCGUCCCGGCCAGCUUCGUCCUGUAUCUGAUCCAGGAGAGAGUCACUCAGGCCAAACACCUGCAGUUUGUCAGCGGAGUCAGUCCUCUGGUCUACUGGACGGCCAACUUCCUCUGGGACAUGUUGAAUUACUCCAUCAGUGCAGCGAUGGUGGUGCAGAUUUUCAUCUAUUUUGAUAAGAAGUGUUACACCUCACCAACCAACCUCCAGCCACUGAUUUCCCUCCUCAUGCUUUAUGGCUGGUCUGUGACCCCCUUGAUGUACCCCAUGUCCUUCUUAUUCAGCAUCCCCAGCACAGCCUACGUCUCUCUGUCCUGUAUCAACCUCUUCAUCGGCAUCAACAGCAGCGCCAUCACCUUCAUCCUGGACCUUUAUGAGGGCACCACAGCUCUUUACAAGUUCAACCAGCUGUUAAAGAGCGUGUUGCUCAUCUUCCCCCAUUACUGUCUGGGCCGAGGCCUCAUCGACAUGGCCAUGAACCAGGCGGUGACUGACGUCUACGCUCGCUUUGGUGAGGACUACAGUCCAGACCCGUAUAACUGGCACUUUAUAGGGAAGAACCUGUUCUGCAUGGCUCUGGAGGGAUUUGUCUAUUUCUUCCUGAACCUUCUGUUCCAGUAUCGCUUCUUCAUGGAUCACUGGAUACCAGACUGCCCAAAGCCUCAUAUUCUGGAUGAAGAUGUGGACGUGGCAGAGGAGAGACAGCGACUCUAUAAGGGAGAAAAAACUAAUGAUAUUUUGCGCAUACGUGACCUGUCCAAGACAUACACACGAACCAUCAUCCCAGCAGUGGACCGGAUCUGUGUCGCUAUAUCACCUGGAGAGUGCUUCGGUCUGCUGGGGGUGAAUGGAGCAGGGAAGACCACCACGUUUAAGAUGCUGACUGGAGACACUGAUGUCACCUCAGGAGAGGCCUCAGUGGCUGGUCACAGCAUCCUGACCAACAUCCUGGAUGUCCACCAGAACAUGGGCUACUGCCCUCAGUUUGAUGCCAUCGAUGAGCUGCUGACAGGGAGAGAACACCUGCACCUCUACGCCCGCCUCCGAGGAGUCCCAGAGUCUGAGAUCAGCCGGGUAGCAGAGUGGGCCAUCCAGAAGCUGGGUCUGUCAGCGUAUGCAGGACAGAGCGCUGGGACCUUCAGCGGAGGGAACAAGAGGAAACUCUCCACCGCCAUCGCCAUGAUAGGCUGCCCUGCUCUGGUGCUGCUGGAUGAGCCCACCACAGGGAUGGACCCUCUCUCCAGACGCUUCCUGUGGAACUCCAUCAUGAGCGUUAUUCAGGACAAACGAGCUGUGGUGCUCACCUCACACAGCAUGGAGGAAUGUGAGGCUCUGUGUACCCGCUUAGCCAUCAUGGUUAAUGGAUCCUUCAAGUGUCUGGGAACCAUCCAGCAUCUCACAUACAAGUUUGGUGACGGCUAUGUGGUGACCAUGAAGAUCAGGGCAGCUAAGCCUGGUUGUGUCCCAGACCUGGACCCUGCCGAGGCCUUCAUGGAGACCACGUUCCCCGGCUGCAUCCAGAGAGAGAAACACUACAACACUCUGCAGUACAAGAUCUCCUCCUCCUCCCUGGCCAGGGUCUUUCAGAUGGUCCUGGCUAACAAAGACAAGCUCAACAUCGAGGACUACUCCGUGUCUCAGACCACUCUGGACCAGGUUUUUGUGAAUUUCGCCAAGCAGCAGUCAAGAGAAGAUGACACUAUUGUGCUGCAUCCUAAAGCAGCUGGAGCACAGCGAUAUAUCGAAGCCCCGCCCAUCAAGUCUUUGGAGAAAUAAACUAGCCUCAAUAAGCUGGAAGACUUUGGUUUUGCUCACUGUGGAUGAAUGUCUGCUUCAGAGAACGGAAAGUUAGCUGCAGAACUUGAACCUUCUCUUCAGAAAAUCCUCUCCAGUGUCAUCAUCAGAUGCAGGGGAUGACCGGGUUUAUCCUCCGUUUAUAAGCAGAGAGGUAUUUCUCCUGGAGGAGCCUUUCAGCCUUGAACUGUUUGUGAAGGAGGCGGCCCGUAAAGACCUGACAGCUCAGGUUUGACUGGCAAUACUUUACUUUCCCAGUAAAGCAGGUUAGUGGGCUUUGGAUCUGGAAAGUGUGGAGCAUUUAUGUGCCUGCUAUAUAUGUUCCACUCUCUGCUCACCUUGUAGGCCUUGCAAACUAAAUGAAACAGAGCUUGAGAUUUAUAACAAGGACCAUGACUUUGAUUGAUGACAUGUCAAAAACGUUUAAUAUCGGAUGGUGAAGAAAGCAGUGGCGGUUCUAGACCAGUUCUACUGUGGGGGCCAGUGUUUUUAUCAGAGGUGCACAUUUAAAAACUGCAAAGAUUAUAUUUAAGCAUUCAAAACUUUUAUUUUACCAUGUCUAAAAAUCUAAUUUAAGUAUAUUUGGAAGAUACAAAUACAUUGAUUGAAACAAUGAGACUUACCAACAUUAACAAUUUUUUUUUUUUUUUUACGACAAUGACAUUUCUCAUUUUUGUGCUUUUAUUUUGAAAGUGCAGUACACUCAGAACCUUUUUUUAAUAUACACAAGCUUUUAUUGCUUUUAUUUAACUACACAAUGUACACAUUCUGGGUUCCUUUUGUGUACAAUGAGAUAUUGUUUGAAGAAAAAAUAGGUAAGAAUUGUUCCGUCAUUCAUCGUUUUAAAUUGAUCAUUUUAUUAUUAAUUUGGAGGCCCCUGUGUAGAACCGCCACUGGAAGAAAGCAAAGGUCCUGUGUAUUGUUUUUUGCUUCAGAUGCCAAGCAAGAUAAUCUUUUUUUUGCCUUCUUUAGACAUGAAAUGACACUCAGAGAAGAGUAACUUAGCACUUUAUUGAUGCAGCUUUAACUGAAGAUGUUCUGCUAGUGCAAUACAACUGAUGAUUUCUACAAAACCUGCUUGCUGCUAUGGAACUCAUCUCAUCUUGUGAUUUUUAUGCCACCAAUGAUUUGUUCAGUCUUUGCGCUUUAUCAUAUAUAAACUGUCUGUAUUCCACCAGCUCCUGGUGUCUAAAGUGAUGUUUCUGAGAGGGGCAUCAUAUGAAAUAAAGGUCCUUUUUUCCUUAA